AAAAUAAAAUAAAUAAACAUUAUUUAUCCAAUUAUUCCAAAGACCAUACUUUUAUUAUUACUGUCACUUAUUUUAAUACGUGCACUUCUCGAUAUAUGAGAGACUCUCAGAAUGCGGACUUUUAACCUGAGACAUGUUUUCGUUUUACCAUCACAUAACCUUUAUCGUACUUUAAAAACUAUCGUACCUAGGGUAAGAUUUGCGCCCAGUCCAACUGGAUACUUACAUUUAGGAGGUUUAAGAACAGCUUUAUACAAUUACUUAUAUGCAAAAUCCCGUGGUGGCGUUUUUAUAUUACGUAUAGAAGAUACUGAUCAGACUAGGAAAGUUGAGGGAUCGGUGGAUGCUUUGAUAGAUGACUUAAAAUGGGCGGGAAUAGAAUGUAAUGAAGGGCCGAGUACAAACGGAAAUUACGGUCCGUACGUGCAAAGUGAAAGAUUAAAUAUUUAUCAAGAACAUAUUCAGAAACUAUUAAACAAUGGUUCGGCUUAUAAAUGUUUUUGCACUGAGCGACGUCUUAAUAUCCUUCGUAGAGAUGCCAUUAGAAGUCAACGAAUACCAAAAUAUGAUAAUAAAUGUCGUAGUUUAUCUGAUAAGGAUAUUCAGGAGAAGAGUAAUGCAGGAACCCCCUACUGUAUUAGGUUUAAGCUUUCUUCAGAUUGUAUCUCAUUCGAAGACAUGAUAUUUGGCGGUAUAGCAUAUGAUGUCACCUUGAAUGAAGGUGAUCCGGUUCUGAUGAAAAGUGAUGGCUUUCCGACAUAUCACUUUGCAAAUGUUGUUGAUGAUUAUUUAAUGGGUAUCACACAUGUACUACGAGGUGUGGAAUGGCAAAUAUCAACAACUAAACAUUUAUUGAUCUAUAAAGCGUUUGGAUGGACACCACCAGAGUUCGGUCAUCUUCCACUUAUUGUAAAUUCUGAUGGAACUAAAUUAAGUAAACGCCAGUCUGAUGUAAAAGUGGAAGAUUAUAGAGCCAAAGGUAUAUAUCCGUUGGCGUUGGUAAAUUAUAUAACGCUGUCUGGUGGAGGGUUUGACCAUGUGAUAGGCGAAGGAAUAAGAUUUAAGACUUUGGAGGAACUAGCUGAAGAGUUUCAAAUAAAUAAGAUAUCAUCACAUCCAAGUCGCCUCAAUCCUGAUUUACUUGAAGAAUGUAAUCGAUUAGAGUUAAAACGGCGUCUCAAAGACGAUCAGCUCACGAAGUCUCUCAUAGCAAAUCUGCAAAAUUUAAUAAAGACGAAAUAUACAGGAGAAAACCUAAAUAUAUCCGAAGAACAUAUCAAAGGCGUACUGCUUUGGGCGACUGCUAGAAUAACGAGGAUAGAAGAAUUGGUCACACCGAAAUUUGCAUUCCUCUGGAUUCUGCCGUCGAAUAAAAAAUUGGACGUUAAUAAGAAUUUAUUCGAGAAAUUGAUCAACAAUUUGGAAGAUCUCGAUACAUUUGAACAGGAUUCUAUUAAGGAUAAUUUGAAACAUUUUUCGACUCAAAAUGAUGUACAGUUUCCUGCAUUGAUGAAAAUGUUAAGGUCCGUUUUGAGUGGACUUAACGAAGGGCCGAGUGUUGCUGAAAUGAUGCAACUGUUAGGUAAAUGUCAAACGUUGGAAAGAAUAAAAGCAGUUAUAAGAUAUUUUUGUGUUUAUUUUUAA
Molecule: messenger RNA, 1644 nt
Organism: Vanessa tameamea
Lineage: Eukaryota; Metazoa; Arthropoda; Insecta; Lepidoptera; Nymphalidae
Gene: GluRS-m
Product: nondiscriminating glutamyl-tRNA synthetase EARS2, mitochondrial
Exons: 6
Coding region: 112-1644 (510 amino acids)
Biological process (GO): glutamyl-tRNA aminoacylation
Cellular component (GO): mitochondrion
Molecular function (GO): zinc ion binding; glutamate-tRNA ligase activity; tRNA binding
Source: RefSeq, a predicted model, not a curated record